AUGGAAGACGUCGCCGUCGAAAAAGUGGGCGCCGUCCACGUUGAAGCCGAAUCCAUCUCCUCGACCUCCAGUCAUCCUGAUGUUUCGCCGACCCGAACCGACCUCACAGCGAAAGAGCAGUAUGCCAAACUAUGGGCAGCGAUCAAGGCCGAGAAACGCUUUGUCUGGUUCACACUGUACUGCAUGCUUCUUGUCUUCGGAUGGGGCUACGAUGCAGGUUUGUCUGGUGUGGCGAUUGCCUUCCCGGAGUUCAGAGAAGUCUAUGGCAACUACUACGCCGAGGGCAAACAAUGGGUCAUUCCUGCACUCUGGCAAUCUCUCUGGAAUGCAGCUUCCACGAUUGGGCAGGUAUUUGGCGGGUAUGCGGCUGGUCAGUUCGCAGAUGUCUGGGGACGCAAGUUCUUGCUCUACACUGCCGUCAUCCUGUCGCUGGCAUCGUCUUUCGCCCUGGUCUUCGCACCCAACCUGCCAGUGCUGUUCGUCUCGAAGCUACUUCUUGGUCUCUCUGUCGGCCUCUCGACAGCUACACCACCACUGUACGUUACCGAGAAUGCUCCAGCAAAUCUCAGGUCGACCGCUUCUUCCCUCACCAACGUCAUCAUCGUCCUCGGCUUUUUCUGUUCUUCCCUCACUGGCUACGGCUCCUCGAAGAUCCAAGGCAUAUGGUCAUUCAAAUUGGCCUUCUGCAUGACGUUCGUGGUCCCUGCUCUCUAUCUAAUUGGCCUGCCGUUCCUCCCUGAAUCCCCGGUCUGGUACAUGAAGAAGGGUCGGGAAGAAGAUGCACGCAAGGCUGUCCUCAGGCUCUAUGGCAACAGCACCGACGUCGAGGCUAAACUCGCUACCAUCAAAAAAGAACUCCACGAAGAAGAGCAACAAGCCAAUGGAGUCAGCCAGACCAGCUGGCGUGCCAUCUUCAGCAAGGAGCACCGAGCCCGGACUUUUGUGGCUGUCCUCGGUCUCCAGUCGCAGAACUUCAGUGGUGGCUACUUCGCGAACACUUAUCAAACGUUUUACUUUGAAUUGAUUGGCCAGAGCGACCCCUUUCAACUCACUGCCAUCUCGUCGACACUCCAGCUGUUGUCGAACUUCGUGGCGGUCUGCGUUUCAGACAUCGUACCACGCCGAGUGGGCCUUGUCGGUGGAGGCACUCUGCUUAUAUUCUGGUCCGUUAUCAUCGGCGGGACAUCUUUGGCCUCUACUACAAAUCAUGCCGCCAACAUCGCUCUCCUGGCAUUCAUGAUCACCUGGUCGAUGCUCUACACUGCAACCGUAGGAUGUUAUGGUUGGGCCGUUGCUCAAGAGACUUCAGCCCAAGCCACUCGUCCAAAGACCAUCUCCUUCGUCCUGGUCUGCCAGCAACUUACCGCCCUCUUGGUGUCUUCGGUCUUCCCAUACUUCAUCAACCCGGAUCAGCUGAAUUGGGGCGGCAAGAUCAUGUUCCUCUUCGUCGGUGCCGAGCUGUUCAUUAUGGCAGCACUCUACUUCCUUCAACCAGAGACGAAGAAUCGAACGAAUGCAGACAUCGAUGCGCUUUAUGCCAACCGUGUACCGGCACGAAAGUUCAAGCGGUUCGAUGUUGUCGAAGGACAAGUCAUUGAGAAGAGCAAUGCGAAGGACAGCUUCCUGAGCCGAUUCUCGAGGAAGGCAUAG
Molecule: messenger RNA, 1650 nt
Organism: Zasmidium cellare ATCC 36951
Lineage: Eukaryota; Fungi; Ascomycota; Dothideomycetes; Mycosphaerellales; Mycosphaerellaceae
Exons: 1
Coding region: 1-1650 (549 amino acids)
Biological process (GO): carbohydrate transport; transmembrane transport
Cellular component (GO): membrane
Molecular function (GO): carbohydrate:proton symporter activity
Source: RefSeq, a predicted model, not a curated record